Messenger RNA from Plectropomus leopardus (leopard coralgrouper), 581 nucleotides. The record is from RefSeq and is a predicted model, not a curated record. Lineage: Eukaryota; Metazoa; Chordata; Actinopteri; Perciformes; Serranidae.
CUCUGACGGACAUUAAGCUGUGGGCGAUCGACCGACAGGGUUUCCAGACCAUCAUGAUGAGAACUGGUCUCAUCAAACACUCCCAGUACACAGACUUCCUGCGCAGCGUCCCCUCCUUCCAGUCUCUACCUGAGGACGUCCUCAGUAAACUGGCGGACGUUCUGGAGGAGACUCAUUACAGCGACUGUGAUUACAUCAUCCGUCAGGGCGCCACGGGAGACACGUUCUUCAUCAUCAGCGAAGGACAGGUGAAAGUGUCCCAGCAGAACUCACGCGGUGACGAGCAGGUGACGGUGAAGACGCUCUCUAAAGGAGACUGGUUCGGAGAGCAGGCUCUGAAAGGGGAGGACGUUCGAACAGCCAGCGUCACGGCUGUGGGCGACGUCACAUGCCUGGUCAUCGACAGAGAGUCGUUCAAACAGCUGAUCGGAGGGCUGGAUGACGUCAACAACAAGCAGUACGACAGCGACGAGGUCAAAGCCAACCUGCAGGCGGAGGCAGAUUUCUUCUCCAGCGUGUCGCUGACUGAUCUGAACAUCAUCUGCACUUUGGGGAUGGGAGGCUUCAGUCGGGUGGAGCUG